UUUUCAUCACCAUGUAACAGGAUGCGAAAGUACGGUCGAGUCCACGGACUCUUUGUCCCAGAGUUACAUCACACUUUGUUGGUGUUGGUUUCCCAGCCAUGUCCCACCUCCCAAAUGCAGCGGCGGUGCUCUACCACUACCCGUGUCCAGACGGCGCAUUCGCAGCCCUGGCCGCCCACCUCUACCUGAGAGCCACCUCCACCCCCACCCUCUUCUUCCCCAACAGAGUCUACUCCCCCGUCUCCACCCACCAUCUCCCUCUCCCCCAAAUCUCCCACCUCUACCUUCUUGACUUUGCGGGUCCUCCCGAUUUCCUGCCCCAAGUCUCCCCCAACGUCCCCCAAGUCACUGUCCUUGACCACCACAAGACUGCUCUGCAACUGCUCCAGAGUUGGAAUCCCUCCAAUGCCCUCAAAGUCAUUGAUGUCGGGAGAAGUGGGGCCACCAUUGCUUUUGAUUAUUUCAAGCAGAGGGCGGUGGAGGAGGGGCUCCUGGACGUUGCCGGGGAGUUUGAGAGGGUCAGGAGGGUGUUUGAAUAUGUUGAGGAUGGGGAUUUGUGGAGGUGGGGUCUUGAGAAUAGUAAGGCUUUUAGCAGUGGGUUGAACGACAUGAAUCUUGAGUUUGAUGUUGGGUUGAAUCCCUCCUUGUUUGACCAGCUGCUUUCUUUGGAUCUUGAGACUGUGAUCAAUGAAGGCAUGGUGAGCUUAUCAAAAAAGCAAGUGUUAAUAGAUGAGGCUCUUGAGCAGUCAUAUGAAAUUGCACUUGGGGGUGGGACAUUUGGACAUUGCCUGGCUGUUAAUGCAGAUUCUAUUUCAGAGUUGAGGAGUGAGCUUGGACACCAGCUAGCUAGUAAAAGCUGCAAUCUAAAGCUGAGGGAAGAAGGAAAUUUGGAAGUCCUCUGAGGUGAGCUGAAUAUUGAAUAGUUGAUGUCUUAGUGGCAUGAGCCGGCUGUUGUGGGACUGAAAACUGGAAGAUCAAAUCAAGUUGGUGGCUGAAUGAAUGAAUGGGUCAAAUUGUGUCAAUUAUUUUCCCCAUACAAUCAUCUGCUAAAACUUUGUAUUUUUUAAAAGUGCAUGCGUAUUGGAUAUUAAACAAUAAUUGUACGGGUGUUUCAGCUUUUAAGUUUCUUUAGCACACAUAAAGUUACAGGGAAAUACCCUUAACUUGUAUUAACUCUGAAAGCAUCUACAAUAAAUGGCCAAAGCCUCUCUAAUAACAAGACUCUAAUAGAACUAUUGGAAGCUCUUGCUGAGAAUAGCCUGACAAUGCGCUAUCUAUUGGCAACUAGGUUGUUACACAGUAACUCCCCACCCACUUUUGGAACCAACCCACUUUCUCUGUUUUCAUCCUUAGGCAACUUUCUAACUCAUUCACUGUGAUAAUGCCAUGUGUCCGUGCAGUCAAAGCAACCAUUGCAUCAAUUCAUCCCAUUUGUCAUUCUAGUUGAGAGACUUGCUCAAUUUAUGCCAUCUGUCUUGCUAGCCUCUCCAACAAACCACAUGCCGCAUGUUUGCUUUCGCUGAUGUCUUGCAAGCACUUUCAUGCCAGGUGUCAUGUGCUAGCAACGCUUUGCUUGGUCUCCACCAAUAGUAAGAUGCCACAUCACUUGUCUCCAAGUGUUUGUUCAUAGUGUGCUAAUGACAUUUGCUUUGUCUCAGUCUCCAAGGAUUUGUUCAUAGUGCCCUAAUGACCUUUGCUUUGUAUCCACUAACGGUAAGUGUUAGACCAAAUUGCAACCAUGUGUGCCAAACCCUCUUGCUUGCAAAGCCUUCUGCACGAUCCAUAUGUUUGUUAAUAUUUGAUUCCUUUUGUUCAUCUAAUUCUAAAGCAUGCUCAACCAUGGAUGCUGCCAUUGUGCUACAUGGCAUUACGACCAUGUGUGAGUGCUAGCAAGGCCAACCAACACCUUGAUAUCUAUAGUGGAUCCAUGUUGAGCCUUCCAAGUGAUAUAGCAAAUGCCACUUUAGUUCAAUCACCAUCCUUGGAGAGAUCCAAGUGGCAUUGAUUAUGCCACUCCAUAGGUCCUAUAUGGACAUUAAACAAAUAUGAGCAAGUUGUUGGUUGACCUUGCUUGCACAAAUAGAUCGGGGCACAAUGCUAUGAGUAUGAUGCAACCUACAGGCGCAAUGCUAUGACGUGUGGUGAUAGCUUGGGGCAUGGAUUUGGCAUGCCUUAAAUAAAUGGAAUUAGUUAGCUUGGGUUAACUACAUAAAAAUUGGUUUGAAUGAAAGGCUUUACAAGAAAACGAGUUUGAUACACAUGGGUUUAAUUUGUUGCAACACUUGGCAUUGGUGGAGACCAUGUAAGACCUGUUUAUGCAUUGUAGACGUUACACCUAGAGAUACGUGGUAUGGCACCUUGGCAUUGGUGGAGACUAAAGGGUUGUUGAUGCACUAUGGGCAUGACACUUGGCAUGAAAAGUGAGUUUGCAAGACAUUAACCAAAGUAAACAUGUGAUAUGUGGCUUGUUGAAGAGGCCUGCAAGAUAGGUGACUUAAGCUAAGAAAGUCUUUCAAUUAUAAUGCUAGUGGCAUGAACUGAUGCAAUGAUUGCUUCAACUGCAUGGACAAGUGGUAGUGUCUAAGUGAAUGAGUUGGGAAAAUUGCCUAGGGUGUGGGCCAGAAAAGUGGCUUGGUUCCAAAAGUGGGGAUUUGUUGUGUAACUAAUUACAUAGUUGUCUGUAAAUGGUAUUGUUUCCCGAUGAGAGGGGAAAAGUGUUGGUUUGCGAUAGAGUCGAAGACGUUUGAAGUUUCAAUAGAGGAAGUCAGAGGGAAGCUAAGAGGUACCAUUGUGGAGAGGAGUAGAGGGUUCUCCUCCUGGAUCAGGUUCGGGGUGGCAAGUUUGAGAAAACUUUUGGAAGGUCUUGAAGAGUGUUGCAAGGAGGAAAAGAAAGGAAGAUUAGUUAAAGUUUGGAAGGAAGAGGGAAGAAAGUUCAAAUUGGAAAGACGUGAAAAUGGGGCGGGGAGAUACAUCUUAUGUUCUGUUGUUGAUGUAGAGACUAAGAGAUUUUGCUUAGUUUUCCCUGAAGGAAAAGGUUUGCUAGGAGGUUGAGCCAUUUUCGUUGAGAAACUUCGGGCUUUAAGGGUAGUUACUUAAGAGGAAGCAAAGUUUGAAGAGGCACUCCGAGUUGAUUCAAAGCCGAAAGUGGUGACAGUAGAAGGUAAGGAUGAAAGGUGCCUUGGAAAGAAGGUGGAGGGUGAGAAAAAGACCUUUGUGGAUGUUGCUAAGGAACCGACUGGAAGGCAAGGAGAUGCAUUAUGGCUUCAGGUUGGAGGGAGAGGGUUGAGAAAUAGGGAGGAAGGGUUGGGCCGGUGCCUUGUUGGGAGAUGGGAUGGCGGGUCGGUGGUGGAGAUGGAGAUGGUUUCGGUUAGAAAAUGGGGGGAGUGCGAUUGGAAUCUAAAAAAAGGUAUGAAAGUGUUGAAGCUGGGAGGACCUUUCAUGUUGUUGGAGUUUGAAGAUGAAGAGGAGGCAGAGAGAGUGCUAAAGAGGGGGACGUGCCGCUUUAAAGACAAAGUGCUGCAAUUAGAGAGAUGGAGUGAGGAAGCGGGGUGCUUGUAGGUAGGAAGCCUAGCAAAAGAAGUUUGGGUUAGGGUGGUGGGACUCCCGCUUCAAUGUUGGAAUGAAGAGAUGUUUAAAAGAAUUGGAGACUAUUGUGGAGGUUUUGUUGAGGUGGAUGAAGAAACAAAAAAUUUAUCUCAGUUUCAAUGGGCCAUAAUUUUGGUGAAGAACAGGGGGAAUUUUUUUUCGGGAACUCUGCAUUUAGUAGUCAAUUCUUAUUGUUAUGCAUUACCGUUUUGGUGGGAGAGGCUGCCAUGGAUCUCUGUAGUGGUGCCGAUGAAGAAAUUGAAAGGGGGAGAGGGGGAAAAGGUUAGGGAAGAGUGGGAUGUGGGCUCACAUGCGGGGAGUAGCAGUAGCAAGGGGAAGGAGAGGUGACGUGUAGCAGAGGCUGAUGGGGCAGGUUUAAUCAGAAAGGCUGGAGAGGGGGAAGAAAAGUGUGAUGGAGACAGGAUGACAAGUAUAACUGAAGAAUUUUCAGCCUGUGGGAAGAAGGUUGGAGAAAAAGGGAGUGGAGGGGUGGGCUUAAGUGAGGGGUAUGCUAGGCUUGAAUGUUGCAAGCCCGUUUGUGAAGUUGCUCAAGCCUAAAUGGAUUGGGCUUUAAAAGAUAGGGAGAUCUGCGAGCCCAGGGUGUGCUGGGAAGAGGGGUAGCCCAGCAGAGGAGUGGGGUAGGCCUCUUGCGAUGGCCCUUCAAGCUCUUAAUGGGAUGGGCUGAGUGGUGUGGUUGGCAGGCCCAAGUCGGGUUUGAAAGAGUGGCAGCCCAUUGUAGGAGCAACUUGGGCUUCCUUUUCAUUUAGGCCCACAAUGGAUGAACCUUUAAAAGAAGCUAGGGCUUCUUUCUGUCAACCGCGAUUAGAGAGGUGGUUUGAAGAAGAGCUUCUGCUCGGUGGGAUGGGUCCUGAAGUGGAGAAAGGGGAGUCAGGAAGGUGCUCCCUUGCGGAUGCGUGCCUUUUGGAGGAAGAUUCCAGGUAUUCCCUCUUUGAGCCUUCUUUCGUUUGCAUUUGGGGGGGACGGGUCUCUUCUUCUUCUCCUUUCUCUGGGGUGGAGGGGGCUUUGAUUGAGGUAGAGGAGAGUCGUGGUUUUGAUGCCUUUUUGAAGGAAAGCAGAGGGAAGUUAAAUGUAAGUCCUGUGAGAGUGUAUCCGGUGGAAGGAAGGGGCGGUCAGAAGGGUGUUGGUGAUUCUGUUCUGUUAGAAGAGGGGAGGGAUGAAAGGGUUGAGAAAGAGGGAGAGGAUGAGGAGUCAUGAAGGUACAGUUGUCUAGCAAGGUUCUGUCAGUGUUUGGGAAUGCCUUCUGAGGGCUUUGAAAGUGAGAUUUUGAAACUCCUUAACAGAAUAAGAGAAAGAAGAGACCGUUCUGAGAGGGUAAGCGGAAAAAAGAGGAAAAGACAGAGACUUUCGAGAUUUGAUCGUGAGCUGAAGAAACUUGAAUGGUCGGUAAAUUAUGGUGGGUCAGGAGGGGAUCGGGGUCAUCAACAGUGUGUUAGAUGAGGCUUAGAAUUCUUUCGUGGAAUGUAAGGCGGGUAAAUGACAGAGACAAG
Vitis vinifera (wine grape) is the source of this 5093-nucleotide messenger RNA. RefSeq lists its product as uncharacterized. The transcript is spliced from 4 exons. The record is from RefSeq and is a predicted model, not a curated record. NCBI's taxonomy places the organism in Eukaryota, Viridiplantae, Streptophyta, Magnoliopsida, Vitales, Vitaceae. Bases 99 to 902 code for a protein of 267 amino acids.